ACACGGUCCAACCUACCCGCUGGACCGGCCGCAUUCGCCCGGCUCUCUCAUUUCCAAACGAAAGGCGCGCCGGCCGCCGGCUCUGCUUUCUAAAACCUCCUGAACCAUCGAUAGUUGCCCUCUUAUAAAUGCUUGCCCACGGCACCCUCCAUCAGACCUUGGUAGCCCCCAUUUCCCCGGCCUUCGUCCGUUGAUGCGAUACCUUUCUUCUACUCUCUUCUCAGGCCGAAGCCCUAGCCCUACCCAUCUCCUCACCAGCUUCGCGAGGACUUCUUCUCUGUGCAUCUCCGGAUUUAGAUAUCUUUGUUCGGGUCAUCCCUGUUUCUUUCCGUCAUCGAGGUUCCGUUCUAUCUACUGGCCGAUUCUGCGAGUACAUCCGUGGAGGCCGUUCUCGGUUGAGUCGGGUUUGACCCGGACUUCCUUUUCUUCCUUUCCUUCUGUUGGGGUAGCCAUGUCCGUGGUGGCUAGUAGGGCCGACGAGGCCAUUUCGCUGGCGAAGAAAUCCUGGUUAAAGUCGCAAAAGGAGGCCAUGCUCGCUAAGUACACCCCGUUUGUAGUAUGCUUAGCGUCGGGAAAACUUGAGCAGGAGACGUUCCGACAGUACAUUGCGCAGGAUAUUCAUUUUCUAAGAUCGUUUGCCCGCGCGUACGAGAAAGCUGAAGAAUAUGCUGACGAUGACGAUGCCAAGGCUACAAUAUCUAAAUUGUGGAGAGCUAUCACCGAGGAGAUGAAAUUGCACAACUCUGUUGUUCAAGAUUGGGGAGUUGACCCUAGCAAAGAGAUUCCACCGAACCCUGCUACACUUAAAUAUACAAACUUCUUGGAUGCUACAUCUAACGGCAAAAUUGAAGUAGGAAAGGGUGUUGGCAAAAUUGUCACUCCUUUUGAGAAGACAAAAGUUGCUGCAUAUAUAGUAGGUGCGAUGGUUCCCUGCAUGAGGCUUUAUGCCUUUUUGGGUAAGGAGAUUGAACCAUUUCUUAGUCUAGAUGGAAGUGCUCAUCUCUAUACGAGUUGGAUAAAAAACUAUUCCCCCUCAACCUUUGAGGAAGCUGCUGUACAAAUAGAAGACCUGCUUGACAAACUGAGUGUUCCUCUAACUGGAGAGGAGCUGGAUGUUAUACAGAAGCUCUAUCAUCAAGCAAUGAAGCUUGAGAUUGAUUUCUUUUUGGCACAGCCAAUUGCUCAAUCUUCUGUAGUUCCAUUGUCAAAGCUACAUGAUCCGAAGAACAGGCUUUUUAUAUUUUCAGAUUUUGAUUUGACAUGUACAGUGCUUGAUUCCUCUGCCAUUUUAGCUGAAAUCGCAAUUAUAAAGGCUGCAAAAUCUACUGAUCUACCUGUUGCUGAUAGCUCAAUCAAUCAGAUGUCCUCUUCUGAAUUAAGAAACUAUUGGAGAGAUUUAUCUGGGCAAUAUACCGAGGAGUAUGAGCAUUGCAUAGAAAUCUUAUUACCAGCUGAAGAAGCCAAGACAUUUUCUUCGGAGAAUCUUUACCAACGUCUGGAACAGCUGUCAGACUUUGAGAAAAGGGCGAAUACUAGAGUUAUCCAAUCCGGAGUGUUGAAGGGAAUGAAUGUAAAUGACAUAAAACGUGCAGGAGAGCAUUUAAAUCUUCAAGAUGGGUGCUCAGUUUUUUUCCAGAAAAUUGUUGGAUUGAAGGAAAGGCUUAAUGCAGAUAUUCAUAUUCUUUCAUAUUGCUGGUGUGCGGAUCUCAUAAGGUCUGCCUUUAAAUCAGUAGGCUGUAUUGCUGAUGUAACUAUACAUUCGAAUGAGCUGGAUUACAAAGAUUCUGUUUCAACUGGUGAAAUUGUACGGAAAAUCGAAUCUCCUAUAGACAAGCUCCAUUCCUUCAGAAGCAUCUUAGAUGAAAACAGUAGUGAGGAGCAUCUUUCUGUAUAUAUUGGUGACUCAGUUGGCGACUUGCUUUGCUUGUUGGAGGCGGACAUAGGCAUCGUGGUUGGAUCAAGCGAGAGCUUGAGGAGGGUAGGAAAGCAGUUUGGUAUUUCCUUCAUUCCACUUUUUCAAGGUUUGGUGCACAAGCAGAGAGAAUUUGGGCCCGAUGGGUCAUUGGCGUGGAAAGGGAAAUCUGGCGUUCUUUAUACCGUCUCUGGCUGGCCAGAGAUACAGGCAUUCAUUUUGGGACAUGAAUCUUUUUGAGAAGAAUGUCCCCUAUAGCUUGCCUUGUUCAUUUAAUGCAUACAAAGGGGCUACUAUACUACAAAGUGGCGUAUUUUUAAGACAAGCCACGAUUCGUAUUCUAUCUUUGAUCAACCUCCUUGAGGUUUUUGCCCUAGAGAUGAAGCCGCUGUGUUUGAUCUUGCGCUUGGGUCAUGACAGGUAUGGUUUCACUCUCUGGACAGAGCACUUGUGAUGUGAAUUAUCCAAUAUUAUGGGAUGAUUUCUUUGAAGAUAUAAGGAUUUUUUUUUGUUAUUAUUAGGAAUGAGCUUCGUUUCUAUUGGGGGAUAGGAAUGCUCAUUGUAAAAUGUUGUAGGCUUGAUAUAUUCGAUCAAACCACCCAUGUCAAUGCGUAAUAAUAUAUGUUGGUUAAUUGGUUUUUUUUUUUGCUCGUGCUUUCCUGGCAGGUUGGCACGUGUGCAUUUGCUUUGGCGAAGUUCUUUCCGAUGUGUUUUAUUCGGGAGUUUGCCAUAAUUAUAUAUAUGUUGUCAAUUCUGUAUGGAAGUUAUCAAUAUGUUUUAUUUAUUUCUGCUGCACAAGUAUCGAUUGUUUCUCAACUUGUAAGCAUUAUUUAUAAAUUCCACAAAUGUCCGAAUAUAAUAUUGAUGGAGCAUUGUGACUGAUUAUCUUA
This is a messenger RNA of Dendrobium catenatum, 2802 nucleotides long. Its product is annotated as bifunctional TH2 protein, mitochondrial. The coding region runs from base 194 to 2152 and encodes 652 amino acids. The transcript is spliced from 7 exons. Gene Ontology annotation, cellular component: cytosol. The record is from RefSeq and is a predicted model, not a curated record. Lineage: Eukaryota; Viridiplantae; Streptophyta; Magnoliopsida; Asparagales; Orchidaceae.